GUGGACUGAUUCACUCGUUCACUCGUUCACUCACUUCAACCACAUUUUUUUAGCAGAAGUUCCCCUUACAUUCACCACAUACUGUAUUCGACUUUACAUUUUCCAAUAUGGAUUCUCCAGAUGCAGAUCCCCAACAAGGGCCACCACCAGGACUAGGUCAAAUUCAAUUCAGAUUACAAGACGGUUCGCAACCAAGUCCCGAACAAAUACAGAUAAUGCAGCAGCAAAUCGCUCAGCAGGCAAAACAACAAGGAUUAUCGAUACCUGAUUUCAUAGCAAAGAUGAAUGCGCAAAAUCAAGCCCGAUUACAAGCCCAAGGCCAGCAGCCAUCUCCAGAACAAAUCCAAGCCAUGCAGAAGCAGCUAGCUCAAGACGCUGAAAAGGCGGGAAUGCCUGUAGCUGAAUUUGUAGCAAAGAUUAGGGCGCAACAAGCUCAACAGCAAGCUCUACAACAAGGCCAACAGCCAUCUCCAGAACAAAUUCAGGCCAUGCAGAAGCAGCUAGCUCAAGACGCUGAAAAGGCGGGAAUGCCUGUAGCUGAAUUUGUAGCAAAGAUUAAGGCUCAACAAGCUCAACAACAAGCUCUACAACAAGGCCAACAGCCAUCUCCAGAACAAAUUCAGGCGAUGAAAGAGAAAUUGGCUCAGGAUGCAGCAAAAGCUGGUAUGUCUGUACCCGACUUUGUGGAAAAGAUAAAGGCGGAUGCAAUGGCCCAACAGCAGCAACAAAGAGAAGCUGCAAUGCAACAGCAGCAGCAGCAACAAACUCAGCCAAUUAACCCCGGUCCUCCGAAUCCAGCUGCUGUUGCUCUCGCAAACUUCUUGAUGGGUCAGGACUUGAAAGCAAGAACAUGUAUCUUGAAUGGUCAAAGAAAGGACAUGUUUAAAGUGAAACGUGCUCUACGAGCCAUUCAAUCACCAGCUUAUGAAAAAGCUCGCAAGAAGAACCCACUUCUCCCCGAAAUUACUGAUCGCGCUUCACUCGAAAAUUGCUUCAAACUUCUCCCACUUUCUCUCCUUGCACUCCGUGUUUCUAAAGUCGACCCUCAUGAAGGUCAUGAUCAUGCCCCUGGUGCUCACAAUACAAAGCGGGUGAAAGGACUUUGGACUGUCAAAAUUGAACCGCAGCAAGAAUGCAAGGAGGAGCUCCAUUUCGUAUGGCUUUAUGAAGGUACACAAAUCAAACAGAAAUUGUACGCUGCUGGAGCAUUAGCGAUUGUAUUUGCAAUUGUCAUGUUCCCACUUUGGCCAAUGAAGAUGAGAUUGGGCGUAUGGUAUCUAAGUAUGGGCAUGCUUGGAUUAUUAGGAUUGUUCUUUGCGAUGGCAAUUUUCAGAUUAAUUCUGUUUGGUAUUACAAUGUUUGCAGUACCUCCUGGAUUAUGGUUAUACCCAAAUUUGUUUGAGGACGUUGGAUUCUUCGAUAGUUUUAGACCAGUCUGGGGAUGGCAAGAGGAGAAAAAGAAAAGCAAGAAAAAGUCAAAGUCGAAUGCCUCUGCCAGCGCAAGCGCUAUUGGAGCAGCAAUGACAGGUCAACCAGCUCCAGCAUCGGCAACCACGACAGGAUCAACAGCACAAAUUUCUACCGGAGAAACCACACAGCGAAACCUAGCACCAAGAGUUGAAGAGGUGUUUGAUGAAGAGUAAUUACGCGGUAAAUGACUUUACUACGUGAUAUGAUACCUGGAAGGCGAUUUAUGGAUGGGCUGAUGGAUCGAUUUAUGGACGAUCGGAAAAUCACUGGUGUACAAUAGCGUUAUGUGGAUAUCGGGAAGGAAAUAAUAUUCUUUUAUCUCGAUUAGAGAUUUUUGAUUCUACUUGCAUCUAUUUAUUUAUUUAUUUAUCUUGAGUAAAAUCGUACCACUUAAACUUACAUUUGACAAGUGGUUAUCGAUGAUCAUGGUUCAAUUCUGACAGCAAAUACCAGGUGCAGCAGCCUUCCCA
This is a messenger RNA of Botrytis cinerea B05.10, 1940 nucleotides long. RefSeq names its product Bcsec62 (gene Bcsec62). Bases 108 to 1643 code for a protein of 511 amino acids. Gene Ontology annotation, biological process: post-translational protein targeting to membrane, translocation. Gene Ontology annotation, cellular component: endoplasmic reticulum; endoplasmic reticulum membrane. The transcript is spliced from 3 exons. The record is from RefSeq and is a predicted model, not a curated record. Lineage: Eukaryota; Fungi; Ascomycota; Leotiomycetes; Helotiales; Sclerotiniaceae.